GCAGUUUGGCGGGCUGCCUUAGAUUUGCGCAUAGAGUAAAAUCCAAAAUCCCCAAACAAAACCCGUUCAAAUUUCAAAACCCUCACCUCACUCUCCCACACGCAUGCAAGUCCCAGAAAUGAAAGCCAUGAGAGCACUCUACACCAGAACUCCCAAACCCUUCUCCUUCAUUGCCUUCCCAAACCCUCGAUUUCCUCGCCGCGUCCCCCGAUGUUCCCACCAAUUCCACUCCUCAAAUCCCCGUUUUAUCGAUUCCCCAGAAAUCAAAGCCGACUCCGGCGAGUCCGGACCUAGUAGCAAAAACGGCCGGGCUGUUUGGACCGUUUAUGAUCCAGCAGUUGGCGGGCUAACCACACGAAGGGUUACGAAGAAGGACCGUGAAGGACAAGAAUUGGAGUCAAAUUUGUCGAGUUCAGAUGACGGGGUUGCGGAUUUGGAGAGGGGGAGGACCUAUGGUAGUGCGAGGAAGGGAUAUUUUAGCGGUGGAGAUGAUGUUGUCGAUGGUUCUUUGAAGGAAAGGAAGAAUGUUAACAUAAAAAAAGCGAGUUCAGAUGAUGGGGUUGAGGAUUUAGAGAGGGAGAGGACUUAUGGUAGUGCAGGGAAGGGAUAUUUUAGCGGUGGAGACGAUGUUGCCGAUGGUUCUUUGAAGGAAAGGAGGAAUGUUAACCUAAAAAAAGCGAGUUCAGUGAGUGGCUUGGGAGUCGGGGACGUAGUGGGCAUUAAGAGAAAGGGGAAGGGUACUAAAGUCAGUUGGGUUUGUGCUGAUUGCGGGUAUUCGAAUGGGCAGUGGUGGGGCACGUGCUUAAGUUGUGGUGGUGUUGGGACAAUGAAGCAGUUUUCAGAGGCGGCUCAUGGUGGUGGUGGUGGUAGUGGGAGUGGGAUACAGGUUUCAGAGCAUGUGAUGCGGAAGUGGCUACCCCAGGCACCAGGGGAUGUGCAGCCAUUGCGGUUGACAGAUGUGAAUAGAGGGAUCAAUCAGCUAGAUUGGCGGAUUCCAUUGCCUGGACCAUUUGGAAGUGAAGUUGCCAGGGUGCUUGGUGGUGGUCUUGCACCAGGUUCUCUGGUUUUGAUUGGCGGUGAUCCUGGUGUUGGCAAGAGUACCCUGGUUUUGCAGGUUGCUGCUUUAAUUGCUGAAGGACGUAGAGUUGGUGAAUCAGCUCCUGUUGUUUAUGUGUCAGGUGAAGAGAGUCUUGAGCAAAUUGUAAAUAGAGCUGACCGUAUGAUGAUUGGAACUGGUGAUCUUUUCUUGUAUUCAAGUACUGAUAUUGAGGACAUAUUAGCAAAAAUUCAGAAUCUCUCCCCCCAUGCUCUUAUUGUUGAUUCCAUUCAAACAGUUUAUCUGAAAGGGGUGACUGGAAGUCCUGGAGGACUCACACAGGUUAAGGAAUGCACAUCAGCCUUGCUCCGAUUCGCAAAGAGGACUAAUGUUCCUGUUUUUUUGAUUGGACAUGUGAACAAAUCUGGAGAUAUUGCUGGACCACGAGUCCUGGAGCACAUUGUUGAUGUCGUUUUGUACAUGGAAGGGGAGAAAUACUCAUCCCAUCGUUUGCUUCGACCUGUAAAAAAUCGCUUUGGGUCCACUGAUGAGCUAGGAGUGUUUGAAAUGUCAGAAUCAGGUUUACAAGUUGUUUCAAACCCUAGUGAGAUAUUUUUAAGUGAGCAGCACUCUGAUUCAGCAGUUUUCGCUGGGCUAGCUGUUGCCGUUGUGAUGGAUGGAUCUCGAAGUUUCCUUAUUGAAAUUCAGGCAUUAUGUGUAUCUGGUACAACUGUCUUAAGGCAUAUUAAUGGGAUCCAAGCAAGCAGAGCUGACAUGAUUAUCUCUGUUCUUAUGAAACAAGCUGGUCUAAAGCUUCAAGAAAAUGCCAUAUUUUUAAAUGUUGUUAGCGGUGUGAUGCUGAAAGAGACCUCUGGGGAUCUUGCCAUUGCAGUCGCUAUUUGCAGCAGUUUCUUGGAGUUUCCUAUUCCCAACAGCAUAGCAUUCAUUGGAGAAAUUGGUCUUGGUGGCGAGCUUCGCUCGGUGCCCAGGAUGGAGAAAAGGGUAAAUACAGUGGCCAAAUUGGGAUAUAAAAUGUGUAUUGUUCCUAAGUCGGCUUUGAAAUCUUUGGCAAUUUUGGGUUACGAAGAUAUUAAAAUUAUUGGGUGCAAGAAUCUCAAAGAAGUUAUAAAUGCCGUCUUCAGCAUGUGAUGGAAUGUCUAAAAACCUUCUGUUUUAGUUUUCCUUUUUUACUUUUGUAUAUUUAUCUUAGGAAAUAGCUGUCUUAGGUAUAUUAUUGCAAAUGUUACUUUUUUUUCAGCUGAAGAAUGUAAUUUAAUUAGCACCCUCCAUGCCCUGACUGUAAUUGAAAUAGGUCAUGGGACAUUAGUUCCAUCUUGUGCAGAUCAUAGACCAUGUCCCCUUGACUGUAAUCAUUAUUUUUUUUCCACUUCAGGGAAUUCGUAUUUUAGUGGGGUUCAGUUUUGAUGGUAAGAGGACUUGUGUAGGCUUUUGUAGUGGGUUUAUUUUGAGAAAUUGUUCCAAUAAAUAUGGUAUGAGGAUUGCACUUU
Tripterygium wilfordii is the source of this 2544-nucleotide messenger RNA. Its product is annotated as DNA repair protein RadA. Lineage: Eukaryota; Viridiplantae; Streptophyta; Magnoliopsida; Celastrales; Celastraceae. Gene Ontology annotation, biological process: recombinational repair. The coding region runs from base 104 to 2185 and encodes 693 amino acids. The record is from RefSeq and is a predicted model, not a curated record. The transcript is spliced from 15 exons. Gene Ontology annotation, molecular function: ATP hydrolysis activity; ATP-dependent DNA damage sensor activity; damaged DNA binding.